CCGAAACUCGCAUGUAAUGGCCGACUUCGCGAUUCACUUAUCACUUCCCUAACUUCAUGAUUGUUGUGUGCGGCAUUUGUUUGCGCUGAAGUUCGUCUCUAAUGAGUUUUGUUAUUGCAAUUAUUUCGGAAACGAGGUGCUAUUAACUUCUGUGCAAUACAAUUUGUUAAGAAUAAGUGAAAUUUUCACGAGAACGGAAAGACCCUGGAGGAAACAACAUGACAUUGUUCGGUAUCCGAACACGUUCGACCAAUUUCACUUAUUUUCGUGAUUCGACGUCAGGUUAGGUUCCUAUCAAAAAGAAGCCGGCUUUCUUUUUAAAUUAAGGCUAAAGUAGCCAAGUAUUAAAAAAAUCAAAUUAGAUUAAUAUAUUAAUAGAGGGUCAGGUUAGGGUCAACUAAGAUCCUCGACGAGGUCAACGUCUAAGCGAAAAAGAUAUGGGAUCGUUGAACCUUGUUUGUCCUAUGUGCUGUGGAGAAACUUUCAACAAUCCACAGUCACUGAAAUACCAUUUAUUAAGCAUGACAGACAACCUGUACUGUCCUAGUUGUUCCCAGCGUUCUGACUCUGUAAUGGCACUUAUUCAACAUUUGGACCGGUGCGGGCAAAGUGCUGAUUCAGAGGAACCAUCUGAAAUGAAAGAAGAGUCUAUAGAAGAGGCUCAACGAGAAACAGAGACGAAUACAACAGUGCUAAUGGACACCAAUGUUGAAGAUAUAGACCAAAGUUUUCUAGCAACUGUAAAUGACAGUGGAAUUAUGAUAGUGGGGGGGCCUCAAACUAUUCAAGUCGAUGAAAAUGGAGAGAUUAAAGUUGUAGAGAAAAUGGAAACUGAAGAGGCAGACAUGGAGCGAAACUCUUUGGAAUUUAAAAUGACAGAAAAAGUUCCUAGUACUACAGAAAAAGAAGAGGAAAAAUCCUUGACCCAGGAUCAUAUAGUAACCAUUUCAGCAGCUGAGGCAGACGAUAAGGAUGGAAAUAAAAAUAUAAUUACAAUUUUGCCUGAGGGUUCAGAACUUCUUGAUGGAGAAACUGGAGAUUUGAUAAAUAUAGACCAUAUAAAUGAUGUAGGUGAAUUAGACGAAGACGGAUUGUUACAUGUGAAACAAGAACUUUGUGAGAUAGAACCAGAAGCUGUUUACAGUUGUACUAGCUGUGAUAUGAGUUUUAAUUCCGUUGUCGAGCAUAUAAAACAAUUUCAUGAUGGCCAAGAAGUAUUACUUGAAAUAGCUGAUCAAUUAGAUGAUUUACCUACUGUACCUGCAACUAAUACCGUACCACCAGAAUCAGGAAAUGUAGCUAAUCCACGACAAAGGCAAAGCAUGAACACUCUGCGUACAGAAGAGUGUGUAGACAGCGAAGGACGAUUAUAUACGCGAAAAGUAGUACAAAUAGAAAGGUUUUGGGAUAGAUCUCCAGCUCAGUCACCUUUACAGUCUACAAAGGCACCAAUGAUAGAAAAAUUUUUUUCUAAUGUAGAAGGAGUAAAAGUACGCGAGAAGAGAUUGGCUGCAGCGCCAAUGAGAAUGUACAGAUGUAACCAGUGCCUUCAACAGUUUUCCAAAUUAGUAAACUUCCGGGUACACGCGUGUCUCCACGGCAAUAACCGUUGCGACAGUUGUGAUCAAACGUUUGCAACGCCAAAAGCGUUGCAACUCCACGCAAAGGUUCACGAGGGUGAACCAGAUCCGAAUCAAAAAACUUUUGUAUGUGAAACAUGCGGCACGGAGUUCUGUUCACAUAAAAGCUUGCGCCUGCAUUCUCGAAUGCACGCGCCGGUCAGAGCAAGACACGUUGAUGCUCCUGAGGGAACACCCAGUGCCACGUUCACGUGCCCUGAGUGCGGCAAAACAUUAGCAGAAUCAUACAAAGAAGCGCACAUGGCAUUGCAUUCUGGUGACUCCGUGACUUGUACGGUUUGCAAUCGCAAGUUUGAUUCCGCUGAUAGUUUAGCGAUGCAUGCCGCAGUACAUACGGAGAUCAGUCAGUCGCACUCGCCAACACCGCCCGUGACGGAAACCGUGACCGCAGAACCCACAGAAAAUCAAAAGCCCUAUCAGUGUCAACACUGCGGUCGUAGAUUUACAAGACCUCACGAAAAAGUGAAGCACGAACGAAUUCACACUGGAGAAAAACCACAUGCAUGCGAAGUCUGCGGUAAAACGUUUCGUGUCUCUUAUUGUUUGACUUUACAUAUGAGAACUCACACCGGUGUGAGACCUUACGGAUGUCAACAUUGCGGAAAGAGAUUCAAAGCGUCCUCUGUGUACAAUCACCAUUUACUUACACAUGGAGACGAGCGUGCUUAUACCUGCCCGUAUUGCCCGAAAACUUUUAAAACACGAGUUCAAUUAGCAGGUCAUAAAAACAGUCAUACAAAACCGUUCCGAUGCACCGAGUGUUCCCGGCCAUUUGCCUCGCUGUACGCUGCUCGUGCUCACAUACAGACACACAAGAAAGAUAACAAUUUGAAAUUUAGUUGUUAUAUUUGUGGUGCGUCGUAUGGCAGAGCGUUCGCAUUAAAGGAUCACCUGAAACAACACGGACAAGAUGUAUUAGCUCCUCCGGAACCAGCGAGAGAAGAGGAAGUUCACGAAGGAGAGGAUUUCUUGCUGGCAGAGGAGGAAGUGGAGGAUGAUGAAUUGGUCAUCCCCUCUCCAUUACCAGUCGCACAAUCAUCAGAAGCGGAGGACACAGAAUAAGACUAUGAAAGCUAGUCAAAUGUUUGUUAUAAAUUGUAGUUUAAUAUUGUUCAAUAUACCGAUGAAUGUAAUGACGAAUUAUUUCCUAUUUUAUGUAGAACUCGGGGAUUGUAUCGGCAGGAUAUUACUAUUCACGCGUUGAAUUAGUAUGAAAUUUUUAGUUCUAAGGACGAACAUUCUAAUACAAACUGCUGUGACUAGGGAUGAGAUAGUAUUGGUUUGUAAAUAACAUAUUACAAAUUUGUAUAUCUUCAUUUGGUACUGUACGGAUAGAGAAAAAUGUUAAAUACGAGUAGCUAUUAUAUUAUGAGAAAGUAUAGUUUUUAUUGUGCCUAUUUAAUAUAUUGGAGUAAAAUGAAUUUAUAUUAUUUAAUUUGUAAUGUAUUUUAAGAUGAUAAGUUCAAUUGUUUGUUGCAAUGUGAUUCCCUACAAUUUCAAUUGUUUUUCUUUAUUUCUUUGCUUCUUAAUUUAAUUCGAUAUUAAAACAGAAGGAAAAAAGUUACAGAAUAUUACUUUAUUUUGAAACCCCAAAUAGAGUAAAGAAUCUAACGGAGAUCAAAGAUUAGUUUUAUCGCUAAUUUAAGUUCCAUUAAUGUUAGAAUCUACAAUAGUAUAAAAAUACAAAUGUAUUUGUGUGAACUGUUUUGUAAAGAAUUUACGAUUUCAAUUAAUUUUAUUCUUUUUCGAGGAGCCAAUACUUGUUACUACUGAAAGCGACACAGAACUAUUUACGCACGUAACUUAAAACAUUUUGAGAGCAUAAUGUUUAUAUAUUUUUCAUAUAUUGAAACAGAAUGGAACAUACACUGUAUUCUUUGAAAAUUAUAAGAGAAAUGUUCAUCCGGAUAGUUCUGGGUACGACUGAUUAGGAAGUAAUCUACCAAGUACAAAUAAACGCGAAAAGUUUCAUGUGAAAUAUAUAAUACGAAAAAUAAUGCAGCCAUAGACAAAUUUGUAUUUUUAUUUGAGCGUGCCAAAUUUAUAUAUUUGUAUAUAAGAGACCAAUUAAUUUAACCUUACUAAAAAAAAUUGAGUGCACACUAUUGAUAAAUAUCUGUGUAAAAUAAACGUGUACGUACGUGCACAAAUUUGCAACCAAAUAAAAAUAACGUUAAAAAUUUAAAUAGUAUUAUCUAUAAUAAAUAAUCCAUCAACGACA
Messenger RNA from Nomia melanderi (Alkali bee), 3861 nucleotides. RefSeq lists its product as uncharacterized. Gene Ontology annotation, molecular function: DNA-binding transcription activator activity, RNA polymerase II-specific; RNA polymerase II cis-regulatory region sequence-specific DNA binding. Gene Ontology annotation, biological process: regulation of transcription by RNA polymerase II. Lineage: Eukaryota; Metazoa; Arthropoda; Insecta; Hymenoptera; Halictidae. Gene Ontology annotation, cellular component: nucleus. The record is from RefSeq and is a predicted model, not a curated record.